CAAAUGUUUUGUGUUGGUUCUUCUUACUCGACGUUUAUUACUUAUUAGUAGUAUUAUGGUCAACAGGAAGUGGAACUUGGUUUCUUCAGGCACUUCCUUUUACAUACUUGGAUAAAAUACCCCACCAAAAAAUAUGUUCUAAUUAGUUUCAGUUAAAAGUUUUACCAUAUAAAACCUCAAAUUGUUAUAUAAAUAUUAAUUUGACCCUGUGUGCAUGAUCUUCGUCAAAAUGCAUUUGCACAACAUCGUGUAUUUUGUUUCUCUGUUUUCCAUUAUUUCCGGAAGACAUAUUAGGAACAAGCGAGACACAUACGAUCCAGAUUACGAAGCAUGGCUAAGUGAACUCGAGUCUCAAAUUAUAAGAAAUUCGGAGGAACUGCAGAAUGUUAAUUCAACCGUAAUUAAUCCUCCUGACGUGCCGGAAGAUCAUACAACACCAGGAAUCAGUGACCAUGUCAUUGGUGAAGAGGUACGGGAGCCAAUUGUUGUCACCGCAAAGCCAUAUCUAACCGGAGAAGAGGACGAAAAACCAGACUCUUCAGUCACAGAAAAAGUGGAAUUCAGUAACUCGGAGGAAGGGUUAGGAAACUUGCCUGAAGGAGAAAGUCAAGCCACAAACAACGGUACACACAUUCGUGAGGAUGGCAGCCAACUCAUCAAGAAUGAGGAUGGGAACAGAGUGAGAGAAAUUCUGGACAAGAUUUUAAUAGAAAUACCAAAAAUUCCUUUUCCUCCGACCAAAACUUCAUUACAACAGUUCACUGAUGAGAAUGGUCGGGACAGUAGUGGUUCCGAAGUUGGGACAUUUGUAUUUCGGAUGAGAAACCACACCCCCAUGAUCAUUUUGGGGUGCGUAUUGUCCCUACUCACCCUGAUUGCUUUGGUUGUAACUAUUUGUCAGGUUAUAAAAAAAUUGAAUACAAACGCUUCCGUCACCCUCAUUGCCCAUUACGAGCAUGAAGAUGCAGUAUCAAGUAAAACCCUCAAGUCGUAAAAAUGUAAAUGGCCAGACGCGAUGAUGACAUUCAAUAAGCGACAAGCAUUCAAAUUGUCAUUUAAGUACACCUAUUUUUAUUUCUCUGGUUGAUAAGAAAAUUCUGAUCAAGUAUGAUUGACUUGUGGUGUUGAAAUUAGUUUGCACGCGGUUCACUCACAAAGGAGAUAAAAUUGGAACACUGAUAAAACUGUGAUGCUUACUUAUCACGUCAGCAGAAAAAGGACACCGGUUCGCACAACUGUGACACAAUUAAUUACCAAUAUUUAUUUACCGGUCAUAUUAAGUACAACAAUCAACCAUGUUUUUAUUUUUUAAUUAUGUAUAAAAAAACUUCUGGAUCUACCAACAUAUAAAUUAAUUUUUACUUCAAUAUAAUAGAAUAUACGGAUAUCUAUAAAAUGUUGCAGUUAAUUGCGAUCCGAUGUGACGUGAUGUAACAUUUACAUUACAUUAGAUUGGAAUGCAAUGCAUCAGAAAUGUGCAGAGAUGAUUAGAUUAUUGAUUAGAAGCAAUGCUUAUAUUAUUUUACAAUAAGGUGCUGAUGAUUUCAAUUUGUUCGAUCAUUCGUUUUAAUUAUUUCGCAUCGUCAUAAAUUCUUCCAUUUUCUCGAUCGACUGGCUUCGCGUUAUUUUUUCUGCGGACCAUGGAUAAAUUUACCCUAUUCGUUCUCAUAUUCGCGUUGGUCUCCAAUAUACUUCCUAAAAGUGAGGCACAAACUGCUCCAAGAUGUCCCGUAGAGGGAGACGCCGAAACGUGUGACCUUCCCGACUGCAGGUGUAGUAGUACUAGCAUCCCCGGAGGUUUAGAUCGUUCAGAAACCCCACAGAUAGUGCUCUUCUCCUUCGACAGUGCAGUAAAUGUAAACAACUACCCAAUGUACAUUGACCUCUUGGAGGGCAGAAAAAAUCCCAAUGGUGCCGAUAUCAGCGUGACAUUUUUCGUAUCGCACGAAUACAAUGACUAUAAUUUGACUCAUCAGCUCUAUCGACUUGGGCAUGAAAUCGGAUUGAAUAGCAUUACUCGAUCUUCGAGCACGGACUACUGGAGAAGUCUCAACGAGUCAAUGUGGACUGCUGAAAUCGUGGACCAAAGGGAACAGAUGGCUCUCCUGGCCAAUAUUUCUAGUGCUGACAUCAAGGGCAUGCGUGCUCCGCAACUGCAAAUCGGGGGCGACACAAUGUACAGUGCUCUUUACAAUGGCAUGAUCACUUGGGAAUCAUCCCGACCAACGUGGAAUAUGCGUCAACCUGGACUUUGGCCUUACACGAAUGACUAUUUGUCUAAUCAAGAUUGUCAGAUUGCUCCAUGUCCCACGGGGGAAUAUCCAGGCUUCUGGACCGUGCCAAUGAUUGACUUAAUUGGUUCGGAUUUCUCCCCAUGUCCAUUGGUGGAUCAAUGCAAUCCCAGACCGACUACAGCCGAGGCAACAUUUUUAUUGCUGAGGUCAAAUUUCUUGGAUCAAUAUCUCGGAAACAGGGCUCCUUUUGGAGUUUUUUCCACUUCAGCCUUUCUUCAAGGAUCACUACCAGAGUUCGAAGCUCGGCGAGAAGGAUACAAAUUGUUCCUUGAUUUCCUUGCCACCAUGACGGACGUCCAUGUUGUUAGCAUAAGUAAAGCUUUGGAGUGGAUCAAAGCUCCAGUAGCGUGGACUGAAAUUGAUGACUUUGUACCCUGGCAGCCGGAAGGUGUGCAUGAAAACUAUUGUAACCUUCCGAGGAGUUGUCGAUAUGAUUUCCAAGGCUCGGAAAGAUAUAUGAUGGCGUGUACACUGUCUUGCCCUCCGCAAUACCCUUGGCUGUUCAAUCCCCUUGGACAAAACAUAUAAAUAUUAUUAACCAUCCCGAUAAAGAAUAUCUGUUUGUUUUACUAUUGGAUUUGAUCAAUACACAGUCAAUCAAUAUUACACAUGUG
Molecule: messenger RNA, 2908 nt
Organism: Folsomia candida
Lineage: Eukaryota; Metazoa; Arthropoda; Collembola; Entomobryomorpha; Isotomidae
Product: chitin deacetylase 8
Exons: 11
Coding region: 1641-2822 (393 amino acids)
Biological process (GO): carbohydrate metabolic process
Source: RefSeq, a predicted model, not a curated record